Hevea brasiliensis (rubber tree) is the source of this 1998-nucleotide messenger RNA. Its product is annotated as O-fucosyltransferase 31. NCBI's taxonomy places the organism in Eukaryota, Viridiplantae, Streptophyta, Magnoliopsida, Malpighiales, Euphorbiaceae. The transcript has 10 exons. The coding region runs from base 287 to 1822 and encodes 511 amino acids. The record is from RefSeq and is a predicted model, not a curated record.
CAAUGCCAAUGGCCAAGGAUAAGGGAUGGGAAAAGAGGAAAAGGACGAAAAGGUGUAAAUCCAAAAUGGUGAGGGCGCCCACACAUGAUAAGUUCUCCCUUUCCUUAGACUGCUUCUAACGAAGACAACCAUUUACAGAUCAUGAGACACCUCCUCCAAUCCAUCACUGCCAAAAGACACUUGCUAUUUGCGUAGAAAUGCUAUUUGCGUAGAAAAGUUGUGCAUCUCUCAUUGUUUGUUCAUGUAAAAAUCUAGGGUUAGGGUUUUCUAUUCGAAUCGGGCAAUUAUGAAGCAGUUGUUGUACACUCAUCAGAACCAUUCUCAGAGAAUGGCUUUUGCUGGUCUUCUCCUAAUUCUGCUUCCCAUUUUCUUCCCUCGCCUUUUCGGUCCACUGGGCCGAGCCUCGCCUGCUCUCUUCUCCGAAUGGAAUGCUCCAAAACCUAGACAUCUGCCACUUCUAAAAGCUGCUUUAACUCGCCAUAUUCUCACUCGACAACAGUCUGAGCUUUGGUCCCCUUUGCCUUACCAAGGAUGGAUACCUUGCUCUGGACAAUCAACUGUGCCUUCGUUGCCUAAAAAAUCUGGUGGGUAUAUCCAAGUAUUUCUUGAUGGAGGAUUAAACCAACAAAGAAUGGGAAUAUGUGAUGCUGUUGCUGUUGCUAAAAUACUAAAUGCAACUCUUGUAAUCCCACACCUUGAAGUAAAUCCUGUCUGGCAAGAUUCAAGUUCAUUCGUGGAUAUAUUUGAUGUCGAUCAUUUUAUUGAUGUCCUACGUCAUGAAAUUUCUAUUGUUAAAGAGCCUCCUAGUGAGUACUCUUGGAGUACACGCGAGUAUUAUGCUACAGGUAUACGAGCUACUAGAAUCAAGACAGCACCUCUCCAUGCUUCAGCUAACUGGUAUCUGGAAAAUGUUUUGCCAGUAUUGCAGAGUUAUGGAAUUGUUGCUAUUGCCCCAUUUUCUCACCGCUUGGCUUUUGACAAAUUGCCUACAAACAUCCAACGCCUACGUUGUAAAGUGAAUUUUGAAGCAUUAGUAUUCGUUCCUGGUAUAAAGUCAUUGGGGGAUACACUUGUUCAUCGUCUCCGCUAUGGUGACUCAGGGACAGAGUUCCUGAAGGAGAGAAGAGGUGAUGCUGAAAAAGUGGGAUCUGGAAAGUUUGUUGUGUUGCAUCUUCGCUUUGAUAAGGAUAUGGCUGCACACUCAGCAUGUGAUUUUGGUGGUGGUAAAGCUGAAAAACUUGCUCUUGCCAAAUAUCGCCAAGUUCUUUGGCAAGGAAGGGUUUUAAACUCACAGUUUUCAGAUGAGGAGUUGAGAAGUCAGGGCCGUUGCCCAUUGACACCUGAAGAGAUUGGAUUAUUGCUAGCAGCUUUAGGUUUCAGCAAUAGUACUCGUCUCUAUCUUGCUUCACACAAGGUUUAUGGUGGAGAAGCAAGGAUCUCUACCUUGAAGCAAUUAUUCCCCAUGAUGGAAGACAAGAAGAGCCUGGCCUCUGCGGAGGAACUGGUUGAAGUUGAAGGCAAGGCUUCUCUAUUGGCUGCAGUUGACUAUUAUGUGAGCUUGCAGAGCAAUGUCUUUAUAUCUGCGUCUCCAGGAAACAUGCACAAUGCUUUGGUGGGGCACAGAGCUUACUUGAACCUGAAGACCAUAAGACCAAACAUGGUGCUGCUGGGCCCGCUUUUCCUGAACAAAAGCUUGGAGUGGUCAGAGUUUCAGCUUGCAGUGGUUAAUGGUCAUAAAAGUAGACAAGGGCAGAUUAGAUUGAGAAAGGAGAAGCAAUCAAUAUAUACAUACCCUGUUCCUGAUUGUAUGUGUCAAUUGUAACUGGGAUGGAUGCAGAAGUUCUAAACUGCAAUUUUUUGCAUAUUUAUCUGCAAUUAUUACAUUCUUUUCCUGACUUGUGUAUAGCUAGUGUCUAGAAUAUUUUGGUUUUGCAUUUUGAUUGAAUUUGUGAUUAUGGAUAUGCAGAAUUGCACGUCGGUUUCACUUUUCUCCGCUAA